AUCUGGUCUGAGUCAGUCCAGCAGCCCGGGAGAGCGGCUGAGCAUGCAGGCUUGUUUCAGUGGGAGGGUCUUGGAGAGAGAGCCAGGCUUUUGAAAAAGUGCUCUCUAAGAUUUGUAAAUGUGUUGCUGACGUGUGUUUGUGUUCAGGGCCAGGCGGUCUUUUGUUUGAGCCCACCAUCGGCAUCAUCAUCUUCAUCAUCAUGAAGGAGGGUGGGAGUAGAGGGGAGGAUGAAUAGAGCUGUGCAGAGGGAGAAUUCACCACUUUGAAGGAGGCUGCAGGACAAUAUUCUGGUCUGACUGGUAGAUGAGCACCUCUAUCUUGAAGAACCUUUUCAAACUUUUUAUGGAGGAGACCUCAGCAGCCCGGGCUUCCUGGACGGAUUUGCCAUGAGUGAAGAAAGAUCUGCGUGCACUGCAAGUGUGUGCGUGAGGAGCAUGCUGUGCGCUCGGUGCCCGGACAGCUGGAGAAGAUGAUGACCAAGCUGGUGUCAGACUUUCAGAGACACUCCAUCUCAGAUGAUGACUCGGGCUGUGCCUCAGAGGAGUACGCAUGGGUCCCACCUGGACUCAAGCCUGAACAGGUCUACCAGUACUUUAGCUGUCUGCCCGAGGACAGGAUCCCCUAUGUGAACAGUCCGGGGGAGAGAUACCGGAUCAAACAGCUGCUGCAUCAGCUUCCAGCCCACGACAGUGAGCCUCAGUACUGUCACUCCCUGGACGAGGAUGAGAAGAAGGAGCUGCGCUUGUUCAGCCACCAGAGGAAAAGAGAGAACCUGGGCAGAGGCGCGGUCAGACUCUUCCCCGUGACCAUGACCGGAGCCAUUUGUCAGCAGUGUGGCCGGCAGAUCCGAGGAGGAGACAUCGCCGUGUUUGCCAGCCGGGCGGGACACGGCAGCUGCUGGCACCCGCAGUGCUUCCGCUGCGCCUCCUGCAGCGAGCUGCUGGUCGAUCUGAUCUACUUCUACCAGGACGGUCAGAUCUACUGCGGCCGGCACCACGCGGAGAGACUCAAGCCUCGGUGCCAGGCCUGCGAUGAGAUUAUUCUAGCAGACGAGUGCACGGAGGCCGAGGGCAGAUACUGGCACAUGAAGCACUUUUGCUGCUUUGAGUGUGAGGCGGCGCUGGGUGGUCAGCGCUACAUCAUGAGGGAGAGUCGACCGUACUGCUGCUCCUGCUAUGAGUCGCUCUACGCUGAGUACUGCGACACCUGCGGGGAACACAUAGGUAUCGAUCAGGGUCAGAUGACCUACGAGGGUCAGCACUGGCAUGCCGUGGACGUUUGUUUCUGCUGCGCCCGCUGUCGCCUGCCCCUGCUCGGGAGACCCUUCCUCCCACGAGGCGGACUCAUCUUCUGCUCUCGGGCCUGCUCGCUGGGAGACGACCCCAACAACUCUGACUCGUGCGACUCGGCGCUGCAGAGCAGGUCCCCUCAGCACCGGCGCUGCGCGUCAGCAGAUAAAUACCAGUCGCUGCACUGCGGUUCCCCUCUGCAGCCGCGAGAGGGCGCUGAUCACCGGCUCAUAACGAGGAGCAGCCCUGCAGUAGAGAAUAGAGGGGUCCACUGCUCUGCUCCGGUUCAAAAUGGACUCUCCUCUCCGUGUAGUCGGCCUCACCAUAAAGGGUCCUACUCGCCCCUCCCUCACAUUCAUUUAGGAAACGGCCUCGGGCCCUCUUGGCCCUGCGACGUCCCUCACUACAAUUUGCUGCCGAGCGACUGCAGCAUCCCUUCUCCUGUGACGGAACCACAUGGCUCGGGAAAGGCUGGCCUUCCCAACGGUGUUCUGACCUCCAGGGGAACCUCUACCGCUGUAGACUGCAGGAACUGGGUGGAGCGGACCAACCAAGUCAUGCAAGUGUUUCCUCUCCAGAAGAGUUCCGCCUCCCACGGGGGGCUCAUCUCACCUGACUCCCCUCCGCUCCCGCCUCCUCUACCGGUCAAGUCACGUGACUUGACUCCUCAGUCGUCGCCCAUGAUGAGCGCACGCCCCCUAGAGGUCACCUCGUCUGACUCUCCACCGCCUCUCACUCGCAGCGGGACGGCCCGGGUGAGUUUCAGGGAGCCGAUCAGCAGCAGCUACUCCAUGGAGGAAGACGAGGAUGAAGAGGAGAAUGAGGAGGAGCAGCGGAACUGCGAGGAAAGCCAGCCGCCGCAAGAAGAUGAGCCAGAAGAGGGAGGAUUCGGAAGCAGGCUGAACCUGCAGAAAGGAGUUCCAGUGCAGAUGGAUCUGCUCGAUGGAUCUUCUUACCACCAGCGCAGUCCACGACGCGGGUGGAGUCGAUCCCGCCUCCCCUCAGACACUAUGCUACAUGCAGAAAGACGUUGCCGCCGCUCCCGUUCCGACCGACCAGAUCGACCCAGACUGGACGCUCUGGAGUGGCGAGGUGAAAGUCGGGGGGAAACCAGCGGUCCAUCGUCGUUGACCCUGCAGUCGGGCCGCUACAAGCACGAGGACUCCUGCUCGACAUGCUCCUCCUCAUCAGACUCGGAGGCUGAAGGUUACUUCCUGGGACAGCCCAUCCCUCUUCCCCCACAGCUGCAAAAACCCCACUCUGUGUCGGGAAAAGGCACCGAAGUGGACGAGGAGCAGGAGCUGCAGAGGGAGUGGGGGCUGAGGGGAAGUUUCAGACGAAGGCGGGCUCACAGUCUGGGGGCCAAGGACAAAGAUAAAAACUGUGCCAUCUCAUAACUGAACCAAUUGGUCAGGAGAAUUCACAGCCCUCAAAACAGCAGCUCCACAACCAUUUCAAAGUUGAGGUGGAUGACUUCUCAUAGUACUCUUUUAGGAAGCAGCAAGAUAGUAAAAAC
This is a messenger RNA of Synchiropus splendidus (mandarinfish), 2806 nucleotides long. It is a transcript of the gene prickle3, whose product is annotated as prickle homolog 3. The transcript is spliced from 10 exons. Gene Ontology annotation, molecular function: zinc ion binding. Bases 471 to 2687 code for a protein of 738 amino acids. NCBI's taxonomy places the organism in Eukaryota, Metazoa, Chordata, Actinopteri, Syngnathiformes, Callionymidae. The record is from RefSeq and is a predicted model, not a curated record.